Messenger RNA from Pelagomonas calceolata, 1269 nucleotides. The record is from the annotation of a GenBank genome assembly. Lineage: Eukaryota; Pelagophyceae; Pelagomonadales; Pelagomonadaceae.
AUGCCAUGCGACCGUCGGCGGCUCGCGACCUACGCCUCGGCAGCCCUCGUCAGCACGGCUGCCCUAUUCUGGCUCCAGCCUGCCCAGGUGGUGCCACCGACGACGGAGCAAUUGCGCAAGGAGCCACUCGUCACGUCGGUCUUCGCGCACACCUGCUCGGAAACGUGCCGGGCGCUGGGCGGCGACAUACGGUGCCGCGCCAAGUGCAAGCGAGCGAAGCGCGACGCGGCGCGCCAGGCGCGGCAGCGCGUCGCGCUCGGGCUGCCCGGCGGCGCGCCCGAGCUCCCGAGCUCCCGGGCCGCCCGGCACGCGAACGCGACGGCGGUCUGUCGCGCCGGCGGCCUGCUCCGCGUGCGCGCCUGGGCGGGGCGCCUCGGCAACGCGCUGCUCCAGGUGGCCAACUGCCUGUCGUUGGCCGUCGCCGUCGACGCCGGCGCUGGAUGCGCGUGCGCGCUGCCGGGCGGCGGGCCCGACGCGGUGCUGAACGUGUCGCGCCUCGGCCGCCUCGCGGCGCCGCGGCACCACCACCGAGCCCGGGGCGCGCGGCCGGUCUUCGAGGACAGCUUCUGGGACGUGUCUCGCAUGCGCGAUGACGCGGACGCGCGCGCCAAAGUGCUGAAGAUGCUCCGCUCCGCGUCGGCCGUGACGCCGGCGGCGCACGACUACGACGUCCACGUCCACGUCCGGAGCGGCGACAUCUUCGCCGUCCACGACCAGACGCACUACGCGCCGCCGCCCGUGUCGUACUACGCGGACGCGAUCGACGCGCACCCCGACUGGCGCCGCCUGCGGAUCCUCGCCGAGGACGACCGCAACCCCGUCGUCGGCGCGCUCCUCCGGCGCUACGCCGGCCGCGCGGACUGGGACAAGCAGUCGCUGAGCGCGGACGUGGCGGCCGUAAUCGGGGCGCGGAGAAUCGUCUACGGCCAGGGCACGUUCGUGCCGGCGCUCCUCAUGCUCAAUCCGCGCCUGGAGCACUACGUCCGCAUCGACUACGCUGCGACCGACCCGCACUUAGACUACACGCCCGCCGUCGACGUCUGGCCGCGUUCCCAAGACUACUUCCGGGCCGUGUUCCCGUGGCGUGCGACGCGGAAGCAGCGACGACUGCUGGCCGUCUGGCCCGAGUGCGGCAAGCGCGCCCACGACUGCGAGGCCGGCGCGCCCGGCGCCGUAUCGGUACGGUGCCGGCGAGCCGGUGGCGGGAAGCUGAGCGGAAAGGCGUGUUGGAAACGUGUUCGUCAUAAGUCUUAGGAGUCUUUAGUCGUA